UCUAGUAAACAUUUCAGUCUUGAUACAUAUUCAGAAACAAAUAGAUAGAAAUAAUUGUUGAAUUUCAGCCAUGUAUUUUGGUUUUAGCCUCGCUUUAAUAAUAGCAGCCUUAUUCCCCGCCUUAUCAAUCUCAUUACGGGACGAUUUAACAUUAACGCGGACAGAAUUGGAAAUAUUAAUCAAGUUUAGGGAAUUGGUAAAACCACGACUUCCACAUGACUAUAUGAGCCAAGAUAUUUACUUGCUUACAUGGUUGAGAGCAAAAGGGUUUAAUAUUCCUGCCGCAGAAAACAUGUUAAUGGAGAAUUUGAAAUGGCGAAGAGCAAAUAAUAUGGACAAUAUUCUGAAGGAAAACUGGUCAGACUUUGACCAAGAUUUUCGUUCCGAAUUUCUUGGUUGCGAUAAGGAAGGAAGCCCUGUGAUAUCAAUUCCAAUUAGAGAUUGGAACGUGAGACGUGCCGUAAUGGCCGGCCAGAGCAGAAAAUUAAUGCGAUAUUUGGACAAACAGCUCGAGGAAGUAGCAACUUUAAUGCGAGAAGCUCGACAAAAUGGGCAAAACAUGACGCAAUUUAAACGGAUCAUGGACAUGACAAAUUUUGACUUCCGGAUACAAGCUUGUCCAUUAUGCAUACCGGUCUUCAUUAGUCAUUUCUUGUCGUAUGAAAAUCAUUUUCCUGGAAGUAUCAAGUCGGUUAAAAUUGUAAAUUGCCCACCCAUAUUUGUAUCUUUAUGGAAAAUCGUACGAGAUUUUCUCCCUCCGGGAAUGAAGGAUAUCCUAAUGCUGUACGGAAAAGACAAAACUGAGUGGAAAACUGCACUCUUAAAAGAAAUCGAUGCUUCUCAGCUCACUAAAGAAUUCGGUGGCCAGAACGACGAAGGCUUUUCGAUGGGAGACGUUAUAAAGUGUUCCAGUUUAUCAAUUACUCAAGCUAAACGAAAUUUAAAUUGAGAUGAAAACAGUUUUAGAAUUUCGAAUACUAUAUAUCAAUAAUUAUAAACAAAUUGUUUGUUAUCCACGAAAUUUUAGUGUUACUAUGAUAAGUCUAGAGAAAUACAUAACCGAUGUGUGAUGCUUUUAACGUA
Messenger RNA from Folsomia candida, 1083 nucleotides. RefSeq names its product SEC14-like protein 4. NCBI's taxonomy places the organism in Eukaryota, Metazoa, Arthropoda, Collembola, Entomobryomorpha, Isotomidae. The transcript is spliced from 9 exons. Gene Ontology annotation, cellular component: cytoplasm. The coding region runs from base 71 to 949 and encodes 292 amino acids. The record is from RefSeq and is a predicted model, not a curated record.